Molecule: messenger RNA, 324 nt
Organism: Nicotiana tabacum (common tobacco)
Lineage: Eukaryota; Viridiplantae; Streptophyta; Magnoliopsida; Solanales; Solanaceae
Source: RefSeq, a predicted model, not a curated record
AUGACUUCAUUAAAUCCUAGUAGCUCAAAGGGGUGGAAUCAUAACAAAAGACAACAAAAGGCAAUGUCGGAAUGUUCUAGUAGCUCAAAGGGGUCGAAUAUGAGGUGUCGUUGCGGACUUGCUACCAAUUAUUUCAUGGAAUGGACUCCUUCAAAUGCUGGGAGAAAGUUUUUCAAGUGCUCGAAGCAUGAGGAUGAAAAAUAUUCCUAUUGGGAAUGGCAAGAUGAAGAGCUUCCUCUUAGAGUUUCAAAUCUCAUAUGCAGUUUAAAGAAGGAAAAUGAAGCUCUAAUCCGUGAAAGAAAUAUUCUCCACAGGAAAGUUUGA